Vigna unguiculata (cowpea) is the source of this 1151-nucleotide messenger RNA. Its product is annotated as PPR containing protein. The record is from RefSeq and is a predicted model, not a curated record. NCBI's taxonomy places the organism in Eukaryota, Viridiplantae, Streptophyta, Magnoliopsida, Fabales, Fabaceae.
UAAAGAAGAGAAGUUAAUGGAAAGAUAAUCAGAAAGAAAGUCCACAUCAACAACCAUUCUCUGUUUAACCUCACUUCAAAUUCUAUUCACGCAACUACCGAUACAUUCUCUUUUAACUUCUAUUCACGCAUCCAAUUCAAUCCCUCUAAUUUGACUCCAAUUCUAUGUCUCCAAGGACAAGUUCGCCGGUUGGUUCGGUUCGGAGAAAUAAGCCGCGGCAACCGUUGCCGUCGCCCCGUCGCCGGACGAACAACAAGCCGAAGCCUGUCAAGGUCUUGAAGCGCUGCUCAUCGGCGCCUCUGCUUACACGACGAGAAAACGGCGAUGCUCACGGCCAUUAUUGGAAUAGUGGAACGUUUUUCCGACCUAAAACGUUUUCUGACGCCUUUCUCUCUUCCCCUUCUCCCCUUUCCUCUCCGCGGAUUCACACUAAACAGAUAAUAAAGGGGUACGACAAAGAGGCUAAGGUGGUAGUUAAUGUGACCGUUGAGGGAAGUCCAGGGCCAGUUCGAGCCAUGGUUAAACUGGGUUCCAGUGUGGACGACACAAUCAAGCUUGUGGUAGAUAAAUAUAGAGAAGAAGGAAGGAGCCCCAAUAUCAAUCCUAGUAUGACAUCUUCAUUCGAAUUGCAUCACUCUCAUUUCAGUCUCCAGAGUUUGGAUAAAUCAGAAGUGAUUGCGGAUGUGGGUAGUAGAAGUUUUUAUCUGCGGAAGAAUAGCGAUGCUUCUUCUAUUUUGAGUUCAUUUCAUUCGGGAAGUGCUCCCCUAUUAGUGAGUCGUGCCUCUACUCCAUCCCUACCAAAUCCUCCUUCAUUCUUCAUCCCUUCUUUCUUUGCCCGCAAGAUUAGCAAAAUUGUAAGAAGAGCUCAGCGUCUUUGGAACAUUGUUGUUUGCUCCCAGUGAGGACGCUCACAAAUCUCUUCAAUCAAUGAUGGGGAAAAGCAACAACUUUUAUUAUGUUGCCUUUCAACCUUUCAUUACCUUUACCAUUUUUUAGAUUUUCGAUUUUUUUAGACGUAAUCAUUUUUCUCACAUAUCAAUGAUUGAAAUAUAAUAAUUUCUCAUGUAAUUUACAGUGAUGAUUAUUAUUGUGAAUGAUAAGAGAUGUGUAAGAUACUUUGCAAAAUUUAUAGAAGAUUUAUUGUUUAAAAA